This is a messenger RNA of Moneuplotes crassus, 420 nucleotides long. The record is from the annotation of a GenBank genome assembly. NCBI's taxonomy places the organism in Eukaryota, Ciliophora, Spirotrichea, Euplotida, Euplotidae.
AUGGAUUUCUUUCUGGCAAGGAUUUCUAAUGGAAUCGGAAUCAGACUGUUGGAGCACUUAUUUCAGAGCGUUAGAACAUCACAGUUCACUUAUUUUGAUUUAGGUAUUGAGGAGAAUCUUGAAGCGUAUGGAACAGAACUUCCUCCUCAAAUUCCUUUAGAGAAUAUUAACACUCCACUAGCUCUUAUGUGGGGUGAAUUUGAUGGCUCUAUUACUCAACAAGAUGCACAAUGGAUUAGAAGCAGGCUGGAAAACAAUAUUAUCUUUGAUAAUAUAUAUGAAGACCAAACACAUUUAUCAUUUUUGGUUGGCAACAAUAUCGAAGAAUAUCUCGACGACAUAAUCCAAUUAAUGUCAGAAUACCAAACUCCAAACCCUAACACUUAAAUCCCCCUAAAAAUCACACUUUCCAAACUUUCA